AGAGGGGCUAAGUGCGUGUGCCGGCCGGCUCUAAGAAACCAGGACUACCCCACUACCACCCCACUGCCCCCCUCUCUCCAAGGCGCUGCGGCAGUCCAGCUAUGCUUCGCAGGCAGAUCAAUCGCUUCCUUGUCGGGGAAGAGAAACGUGUUGGGACACGAACUGUCCUUGUUGGCCACCAUCCGCUUCCCACGCCAGAGGCUUACAUUCCGCAGAAGUUCUGCUCUAACCAAAUAGUCUCUUCCAAGUACACUGUCUGGAAUUUUCUUCCAAAGAAUCUCUUUGAACAGUUCCGAAGAAUUGCCAACUUUUACUUCCUUAUCAUUUUCCUUGUACAGGUCAUAGUAGACACACCAACCAGCCCCGUCACGAGCGGACUUCCUCUAUUCUUUGUUAUUACCAUUACAGCUAUUAAACAGGGUUAUGAGGAUUGGCUGCGGCACAGGGCUGACAAGGAAGUAAACAAAAGCCCCGUCCUGGUGAUCGAGAAUGCAAAGCAAGUGAAGAAGGAGUGUGAAGGAAUCAAGGUUGGCGACAUAGUAGAAGUAAAGUCAGAUCAAACCUUCCCAUGCGACCUGAUCUUCCUUGCAUCAACUCACAAGGACGGGUGUUGUUAUGUCACUACAGCUAGUUUGGAUGGAGAAUCAAAUGUCAAGACUCACUACACUGUGCAGGAUACUGCCAAACUCCAUACAUGCCAAGCCAUAGAUUGCCUUACUGCCACAAUAGAAUGUGAACAGCCUCAGCCAGACCUCUACAAAUUUGUGGGCCGAAUUACCAUCUACAAGGACGGUCAAGAGCCAGUAGCCAGGGCACUGAGUCCCGAGAACCUGUUGCUGAAGGGAGCGACAUUAAAAAACACCCCUAGGAUCUACGGAGUCGCAGUCUAUACUGGAAUGGAAACCAAAAUGGCUUUGAACUACCAAGGAAAAUCCCAGAAAAGAUCUGCAGUUGAAAAAUCAAUCAACAUGUUCUUGAUCGUUUAUUUAUGCAUUCUUGUGGGCAAGGCUAUCAUAUGCACAACUCUGAAGUACAUCUGGCAAAGUGUUACAUUUCACGACGAGCCUUGGUACAACGAGAGAACCCAGAAGGACAAAGAAUCCUUCAAGCUCUUAAAAAUGUUCACCGAUUUCCUGUCCUUCAUGGUUCUCUUCAAUUUCAUCAUCCCUGUCUCCAUGUACGUGACAGUUGAGAUGCAGAAAUUCCUGGGCUCCUUCUUCAUUUCAUGGGACAAAGAGAUGUAUGAUGUGAGCUGCAACGAAGGAGCCUUAGUGAACACCUCUGACCUCAAUGAAGAGUUGGGCCAGGUUGAGUAUGUGUUUUCUGAUAAAACGGGGACUUUAACAGAAAACACAAUGGAGUUCAUUGAGUGCAGCAUCGACGGCUACAAGUACGGAGAUUCCACUACAGAGGUUGAUGGAUUGAAGGGUCAUGGAAAAGCAGAGAAGAGCCGCGAAGAGCUGUUCCUUCGUGCUUUGUGUCUCUGCCACACAGUUCAGGUCCAGCAGAAAGACGAAAUGGAUUCAGGGGGGUCGCAGACAGGCAGCACGAGCAAGUAUGUUGCCGCUUCCCCGGACGAGAUUGCUUUGCUGCAAGGAGCUCAAAAGUAUGGUUUCACUUUUCUAGGACAAGAAAAUAACUUCAUGAAUAUAGAGAACCAAAAAAAGGAAAUCGAAAGGUAUGAACUGCUGAAUGUUCUGGAUUUUGAUUGUGUCCGUCGCAGAAUGAGUGUUCUCGUGAGAUCGUACGAUGGAAGCAUAUACCUGUUCUGCAAGGGAGCAGACUCUGCAAUUUUCCCCAGGGUCUCAGAAGCUGACGUCCAAAAAACAAGGAUACACGUAGAACGCAAUGCAUUGGAUGGGUAUCGAACUCUCUGCGUGGCCUACAAAGAGCUAUCUUACUAUGAUUACCAAGUAAUUGAUACCCGGGUUAAGGAAGCAACAAUGGCGCUACAGGACCGGGAAGCAAAGAUGGCCCAGGUUUUCGACGAUAUUGAGAAGAACAUGCAUUUGAUUGGGUCCACUGCUGUGGAAGACAAGCUCCAGGACUUUGCUGCUGAAACCAUUGAGGCCCUGCACACCGCGGGCAUGAAGAUCUGGGUGCUGACAGGGGACAAGCUGGAGACGGCUCAGGCGACCUGCUAUGCCUGCAAACUCUUCCAGACCAACACGGAGUUGCUGCACCUGACGGCCAAAGUCAUGGAAGGGGAAGGCCGGAAGGAGGACCGUCUGCACGAGCUGCUCAUGGAUUAUCACAAGAAGCUGGUGAGCGACGUACCCCCAAAUGCAAAGAGAACUUGGACACUAAGUCACGAGUAUGGACUGGUUAUCGACGGUGCCACCCUGGCCCUGAUACUGAAUCCUUCCCAAGAUUCACGUUCCAGCCACUACAAAACCAUCUUCCUCCAGAUCUGUUUGAAGUGUACAGCCGUCUUAUGUUGCCGGAUGGCUCCCUUGCAGAAAGCGCAGAUUGUUCGGAUGGUUAAGUGUUCGAAGGGCAGCCCAAUAACCCUGGCGGUGGGAGAUGGGGCCAACGACGUCAGCAUGAUCUUGGAAGCUCAUGUGGGCAUAGGUAUCAAAGGUAAAGAGGGCCGCCAAGCAUCCCGGAACAGUGACUACGCCAUCCCAAAGUUUAAAGACUUGAAAAAAUUGCUGUUGGCUCAUGGGCAUUUGUACUACGUGAGAAUCUCACACCUUGUACAGUAUUUCUUCUACAAGAAUCUUUGCUUCAUUUUCCCACAAUUUUUGUACCAGUUCUUCUGUGGCUUUUCACAACAGCCUCUCUAUGAUGCUGCUUACCUUACCAUGUUCAACAUCUGCUUUACAUCUAUGCCAAUCGUGGCCUACAGUCUGCUGGAGCAACACGUUCCCAUUGACACGCUGAUGGCCUUCCCAAAACUAUACCUGAACGUUUCCGACAAUGCCAUGUUGCAGUUGAAACCUUUCUUAUACUGGACCUUCCUGGGCCUCUUUGACGGCUGUGUGUUUUUCUUUGGGACUUACUUUUUUUUCAUGAACUCUUCUAUAGAGAACAAUGGAAAGAUGUCUGGGAACUGGAGUUUUGGAACAAUGGUUUUUACUGUGUUGGUGUUCACCGUCACUCUAAAGCUGGCAUUAGACACUCGGUUCUGGACGUGGGUGACCCACUUUGUCAUGUGGGGUUCUUUGGUCUUCUAUGUGUUUUUCUCAUUCUUCUGGGGAGGAAUCAUUUGGCCUUUCUUGAAGCAACAAAGAAUGUAUCAUGUCUUUGCCCAGCUGCUGACUUCCGUCUCAGCCUGGCUGGCAAUAUUUUGCCUGAUCUUCCUUGCCCUUCUCCCCGAGGUCCUUGUCCAACUCUUUAAAAGCAUGAAGAGAAAACGCCACCAGCCUAACCCCUUGGAGCUGCCGAUGCUGGUGUCCUACAAACCGCGGGGGAAUGGCUACACCACUGAAGGAAAGCCAGGGAGCUCUGUGACUAAUUUUGCAGAACGUUGCCAUCUCAGGAUACUUCAGAUGCAAAGAUUUUAACCCCAGCACACAGUUCUAAA
Messenger RNA from Lacerta agilis (Sand lizard), 3526 nucleotides. It is a transcript of the gene ATP11C, whose product is annotated as ATPase phospholipid transporting 11C. The transcript is spliced from 29 exons. Gene Ontology annotation, molecular function: ATPase-coupled intramembrane lipid carrier activity; ATP hydrolysis activity; magnesium ion binding. Bases 102 to 3506 code for a protein of 1134 amino acids. Gene Ontology annotation, biological process: phospholipid translocation. Gene Ontology annotation, cellular component: trans-Golgi network; plasma membrane; endoplasmic reticulum. Lineage: Eukaryota; Metazoa; Chordata; Lepidosauria; Squamata; Lacertidae. The record is from RefSeq and is a predicted model, not a curated record.